Molecule: messenger RNA, 312 nt
Organism: Lactuca virosa
Lineage: Eukaryota; Viridiplantae; Streptophyta; Magnoliopsida; Asterales; Asteraceae
Source: the annotation of a GenBank genome assembly
AUGCAUAUAUACUCAAAAACCCUACACAACAGCCGCCAUCUCAUGGCCUCCUUUUCAAGAAAAACCCCAUGGAAGAACCACCUCUUCUCGAUCCUCUUUCUCGCAAUCCUCCUGGUUGUUCCCACCUUCUCCACCAGUCGCCGGGAAACUAUUACAAUGUCACCGGACCAAAUUAGAAGAAAAAACGACGCCGUGGGCUCCAACUAUCGGCUCAGAAUAGUCUUCAGUAUGCUGCCUAAAGGACAACCUGUGUCACCUUCUGCUCCUUCAAAGCGACACAACUCGGUGAUCGGUUCUACGCCUCAAGAUUGA